AUGGGACCACUGGAGGAGAUCUAUAUUGUCUACGAUGAGCUUGAUGACGACGAUGAAUUAGUAGAGCCAAAGGCAGAAGAUUUAUCUGUACGUGCUCAAGAGUUGAAGGAUGAAUAUGCGGACUUGAUAGGGGACAUGCAUGGUGGAAAUGGAAAGGCAAAACGUAUUCGAUACCUUGACCGUUGUGGAAAAUAUUACUAG
Molecule: messenger RNA, 201 nt
Organism: Penicillium hordei
Lineage: Eukaryota; Fungi; Ascomycota; Eurotiomycetes; Eurotiales; Aspergillaceae
Exons: 1
Coding region: 1-201 (66 amino acids)
Source: RefSeq, a predicted model, not a curated record